Molecule: messenger RNA, 1353 nt
Organism: Grammomys surdaster
Lineage: Eukaryota; Metazoa; Chordata; Mammalia; Rodentia; Muridae
Gene: Clul1
Product: clusterin like 1
Exons: 7
Coding region: 1-1353 (450 amino acids)
Source: RefSeq, a predicted model, not a curated record
AUGAAGCCACCAUUCUUGGUGCUCUCUGUGUGUCUGCUAUGGUUGAAAUAUUGUCACAGUGCACCUACUUGGAAGGAGACAGCUGCUACGGCUGGCAACCUGAAGGGUAUGUUUGAGAUAGGAGAGGCAGAUGCAGACGGAGAGGUGAAGAAGGCUUUGAUUGGCAUUAAGCAGAUGAAAAUCGCGAUGGAAAGGAGAGAGGAGGAACACGCCAAACUGAUGAAAACCUUGAGGAAAUGCAAAGAAGAGAAGCAGGAGGCCCUGAAACUCAUGAACGAAGUGCAAGAACGUCUGGAGGAAGAAGAAAAGUUAUGUCAGGCAUCUUCUGAAGAUUCUUGGGAUGGAUGCAGGCCAUGUUUGGAAAGUAACUGCAUACGAUUUUAUACAGCUUGCCAACCUGGUUGGUCCUCUGUGAAAAACAUGAUGGAGCAAUUUCUUAAGAAGAUAUACCGAUUUCUGUUUACCCACAGUGAAGACGUAAAGGAUCCCCCUGCUGUAGAAGAGUUGACUAAGGAAGACUUACAAGUGGUACAUAUAGAGAACCUGUUCAGCCAGCUGGCUGUGGACGUGAAAUCUCUGUUCAACAUGAGUUUUUACAUUUUUAAACAGAUGCAGCGAGAAUUUGACCAGGCCUUUCAGUUAUACUUCAUGUCCGAUGUGGACUUAAUGGAGCCAUACACCCCAGCUUUGUCUCAAGAGAUAACCAAAAAGGAAGAACCUGGGCAAAGAUGGGACGUGCCUAGUGUCUUCCAGCUGUUCCAUAAUUUCAGUCUGUCUAUAUAUGGAAGAGUCCAACAAAUAAUAACGAAGACAGUCGGUGCAAUUGAAGAUUCAUGGCAACCACACAAAGGGUUAGACCAGAGAGGUAUGACUUCAGAGAUGUUACCUGAGAGAAAUGGAGAAAUGUGUGAGGAAUUUGCCAAGAAUUUAUCUGGAUGUUUAAAAUUUCAUAAGGGAUGCCAAGAAUGUCAUCAUUACCUAUCUGAAGACUGCCCUGAUGUACCUGAACUACACAUAGAAUUCCUUGAGGCCUUGAAAUUAGUCAAUAUAUCCAAUCAGCAAUACGAUCAGAUUGUCCAGAUGACCCAGUAUCAUCUGGAAGACACCACAUACCUGAUGGAGAAGAUGCGGGAGCAGUUUGGAUGGGUGUCUCAACUGGCAAGCCAUAACCCACUGACUGAAGACAUCUUUAAUUCAACAAAGUUACAAGCAACUAAGAUCAACUCAACUAAAAAGUGGGGCAGGGGAGGUUACUGUGCAAGGGUGAAUACGUCGAUCCUGCACGGGCAGAGCGAGGACCCGGUGUUCAUGGAGGCGGGCGCUAAGGACACAGGCUCAAUGAACUGCCUCUGA